This is a messenger RNA of Papaver somniferum (opium poppy), 411 nucleotides long. Its product is annotated as 14.7 kDa ribonuclease H-like protein. The record is from RefSeq and is a predicted model, not a curated record. The coding region runs from base 1 to 411 and encodes 136 amino acids. The transcript has a single exon. Gene Ontology annotation, molecular function: RNA-DNA hybrid ribonuclease activity; nucleic acid binding. Lineage: Eukaryota; Viridiplantae; Streptophyta; Magnoliopsida; Ranunculales; Papaveraceae.
AUGGAGGACUUACGCAUCAUAAAUUAUUUCAAAGUGAAGCAUAGAUCGUGCAAAGUUUCUUCUCCAAUUGAGGUAAGGUGGUGUCCUCCUAACCAAGAUGAAAUCAUGAUUUGCUGUGAUGGUGCGUCCCUUGGGAAUCCAGGCCCGGCUGGUGCUGGCGUUACAUUUCGUGAUGCAAACGCAGCUAUUUUGGGAGUCCUCUGCGUUGGACUGGGAUUGCAGACAAACUUUUAUGCGGAAGUGUUCGCAGUUAUAUAUGGUGCUAUGUUGGCUAGAAGGUGGAACUUUAGGAAUAUCUGCGUACAAUCUGAUUCGAUGAGUUGCAUUCGAGCUUUUCAAAAUGAGGGUUUACCUUGGCAAUUAAGUCAGAAGUGGAGAUUGGCGAGGAAUUUCUACUCCAAUAUUCACUAA